Messenger RNA from Patiria miniata (bat star), 3318 nucleotides. Its product is annotated as glutathione hydrolase 1 proenzyme-like. The transcript has 12 exons. NCBI's taxonomy places the organism in Eukaryota, Metazoa, Echinodermata, Asteroidea, Valvatida, Asterinidae. Gene Ontology annotation, biological process: glutathione catabolic process. The coding region runs from base 1 to 2028 and encodes 675 amino acids. Gene Ontology annotation, cellular component: plasma membrane. The record is from RefSeq and is a predicted model, not a curated record. Gene Ontology annotation, molecular function: glutathione gamma-glutamate hydrolase.
AUGAUGUGGCGCUGGCAAGAAGCAACUCGGCCAUUUGCUCUGUGCAGCUCGCCCGGUACAGGUCGCCUCAACUGUGCGCCGAUACUCGCUUUGUACAUCAGCUGGUUAGAAAUACAGAGAGCACGGAAGCAUCAGGAGCAACAUUUACACCAACUUUCAUCUAUCAUCCCAUCAAGCAUGGGCGACGCUGAGCAGGGCGAGGCUGUUCGUGGGCCGAGGCAGGGAGAAGACGAAAAAAUUCCUUUUGUCCAGGGAGACAAGCAAUCAGCAGCUCACAAAAAAGGAAGGUUGGCGAUAAUAAUUUUCUUUGUGCUGUUCAUUGGCGCAGCUAUUGUCGUUUUACCAAUAACCUUACACAAAGUACCGAACAACAACAAAACGAUAAUAAGCAAGACGCACACUGAGGCACGACCAGCAGUACCAGGGAGAUAUCAGAGUGCAGCGGUAGCAGCCGAUGUCGGCUUAUGCUCGGAGAUGGGUCGUGAUAUCCUAAAACAAGGUGGUACAGCCGUGGAUGCAUCCAUAACUACCCUGCUGUGUAUAGGCGUGGUCAAUGCACAGAGCUCCGGCUUGGGAGGAGGCAUGUUCAUGCUCGUGUACCACAAGAACACCAGCAAAACAGAAGCUCUGGUAGCUAAGGAAAGGGCGCCCGCUGCCGCUAAUGCAAACACGUUUCCGGAAAAAUCUGGAAUCAAAUCAGUAGCAGUGCCGAGUGAGUUGAGCGGUAUGUGGGAGGCCCAUCAACGCUACGGCCACCUACCUUGGACGGCCUUGUUUGAGCCCGUGAUCCGUCUGGCUGAGGACGGCUUCCCCGUCACGGUGCAUCUCGCCAAUGCGCGAAGACAAGUAGUAAGAGGACUCAACUUGUCACAGCCUCAGUUUGCUGGGUUUCGAACACGGUACGCCAACGCAGAUGGCAGUUGGAAGGAGGUAGGUGACACCGUGUACGCCCCCAAGAUGGCAAGGACAUUACGGGCUAUUGCUAGGAAUGGCAUCAGCGAAUUCUCCAAUGGGACAACGGCACAACAGCUGGUACAAGAAAUACAAGAAUACGGUGGGCUUAUCACUGCUGCCGAUUUAGCGGGUUACACUGCAGAGUGGAGAGAAGCUCAAGCCGUUCCCAUCGGCCGAGGCAUGACAGUCCUGACAACGCCCUCACCGUCAGGCGGACCUGUCGUGCAAUUCAUUAUCAAUAUAUUACGAAAUUACAACAUGUCAUCAGCUGAUUUUAAGACGACUGGGAACAAGAUUAAGACGUAUCAUCACUUUGUUGAAGCGUCAAAGUUCGCCUUCGCCUUGCGGAGUCACCUAGGUGACGUGGAGACACCAGAGGUUCAGGAGAUUCUGAACAAGAUGCAGUCGGAAGCCUUCGCCAAGUCGAUUUCCUCACAGAUACGCGAGGACGCAGUCACCUUCACCAAUGCCUCUGGGUACAACGCACUGCUCAACACGGCUGUCCGUAGCGGAGGCACAAGUCAUAUCAGUGUCGUUGAUCAGUUCGGAAAUGCGGUAUCAGCUACAAGUUCAAUCAAUAAUUAUUUUGGCAGCCACAUAUUUUCCAACACAACGGGUCUUAUCCUGAACAACGAAAUGGCAGACUUCGACUCGCCAGCCAGCCAGCCAGCCUCGGAUGCCAACUACAUAGCGCCCGGUAAGAUGCCCGUGUCAGCUAUGAGUCCUGUCAUCGUCUUGAACGAGAAUGGUGGUGCUGAGUUAGUGGCUGGUAGUGCAGGCAGCCGUGCUAUCAUUACCACCAAUGCCUGGGUCACACUGCGAUCGGUAUUCACCGACGCAUCGCUCAAAGAAAUCAUCGACGACAAGCGAAUUCACAACCAGCUCCAACCAGAGAAUAUUGCCGUCUACGAAAAGGGGUUUCAAAAGGAUGUCAUCAAUGGAUUGCAUAGCAUGGGGCACAAAACGGAACAAAAGAAAACCCCCUUGUCAGUCUCACAAGCGAUCAGGAGAUUGGACAAUUGGUGGAUGGCCUACAGUGACCCCCGUAAACAGGGCUAUGCAGCCGGCUACUAGAGCGUCCAUGAUGCCACCCCAAAAGCCCAUAAUGGUUCCUACCUUGUUAGAGUGGGGGUUUACAUUUCUGUGUAUUUGAGAGACGGGUCUACCCAGGGGCGCGGGAGUAUUGCAGCUGUGCCUUUGCUGACCAAACAGCUUUUUGUCAUUGUCCCCUUAUCUGAAGCAGGAAUGCGACGGCUUUUACUUUCUUGGGUUUUUUUUGUAGCAGUAUAUUGGAAAUCAUCAAUAUUUCUCAUUAUAUAUAUGCUUUUUAUACCACAUUUUCUCUGUUCGUCCAUUAAACGUAUAUCAUUUCAUUGGAUAUUGUAUUGUCAGGUAGUUAUGUGUAUUUUUAAAUAAUUAUAAGCACGUUCAAUAAUUCAAUAUGAACAAUUGACCAAAAAAAAUCUGAAACAGAGGGAAGUUUGCUAUAUUUUCGAGAGUUCUCUACCGAUGCAGUUAUCACUUCUACAGAUUUUGAUGAACAAACACGGCCUGAUUCAGAACCAAAUUCUCGGGCUGGCUAAAUAAGAAGGGCCUGGCCAACCGGUCGUUGCAAAUUCAAAAAGUGGGAGGGCAUCAAGGGGGAUAUUUGGCAUGCCUUUGUUGGCGUUCUUUUCCCUUUUCUUCACUUUCUUUCUGUGAAUAUUUUAUGUGCAAGUGGAGGAAAAGCAGUCUUUUUCUCUCUUUUUUUCUCUAGGCAGACAUGUUCUUUAAUAAAGUAGAAAUCGAGUUAUCGUAAAGAAGGCAGCUUUUGUUUCCACUUUGACUCGCCUUGCGCUUUAUUUGAAAUAAUGGACAAUGAUCGCAAUUGUAUUUCGUUGCCGACUCGCUAUAAGCUACUUGCCCUGAUUAGAUGUUAAAUCUGUCGCAAAAGUGCACAUGAAGUGAUUAUAGGGCAUGCUGUCCACAAUGUUUUACGAAGUCUGCGCUUUUUUUUUAAAGAUCAGUAGACCUCAGCACCCUUUGAUAGGGCAGUGGGUUUGUGCCAAUUAAUGUAAUAGAAAUAGUGCUGAUGCGUUAUAAUUUGUAUCUGGUUUCAAUAAAUGAUUUUGUACCACACUUCCUUUUGAAUAGUUAGGGUAGUCUUAGUAUUCAGUAGUUAGAUUUUAUGUAUAACUUUGUUGUCCGAUCUUAAAGUGUAGACCCGAUUUAUCAGGAUUGCCUUAGUUUUUUAAGCAACGUAUAAUGUAUUCAAUUAUUUUAUUUACUUCUUACAAAUCAUUGACAUUUUGUAACCGAUGAUUUUACGGUAUGCUCUUUGAUUUUGGACAUGUCAAGACAACGCGUUGCCUUUUUUCUUCAAAG